GCUCGAACUUCAUCAAGUUGGCAGCCUACAUAUGCGCGUUUCUAUCCCUACAAUCCCACAUGUCCUGAACAGCGCGAACAAACCGACCAUCUCUCCUGCUGAAGCCGCCGAACGCAUCGCCCAGUUUCUCGCGUCCGGAAAUGUCACCCUCUUGACGGGAGCCGGAGUCAGUGUCGACUCCGGGAUCAAGGCAUACCGUGGCCAGGAUGGUAGAUACAUGAAUCCUAACUACAAGCCCAUCUUUUAUCAUGAACUCAUAGAGGAGAGUGACAAAGGUUUUGCAUUUCGGCAGCGAUAUUGGUUGCGCUCGUACCUCGGAUACCCACCCGUGCGCGACGCGCUACCCAAUACCACCCAUUAUGCGAUCGCUGCGCUCCAGUACACCAACCACAUCUCUCAGCUCAUCACUCAGAACGUAGACGGCCUCCACUUCAAGGCAAUAUCGCGGCUAUGGACCGAGUCCCGCAUCAAAGAACACAUUUUAGAGCUGCAUGGCACGCUCCACCGCGUCCAUUGCAAAUUUGGCCAUGUCACGGAAAGAGACGAGUUUCAAGAUAGAUUAUCCAACAGUAAUCCAACAUGGAAAGAGUUCGUAGACAAUCUAGAACGUACCGGGAACAAGCCGAAGACCAACCCUGAUGGUGAUGUUGAACUAGAAGGCGUAUCCUACUCUGACUAUGUGGUACCUGAAUGUCCGGACUGUAUGCUUGAGGGACGUCGUAACUCCAUCCAAAAACCUGAAGUCAUUUUCUUUGGAGAGUCGAUACCAACAUUUGUGAAGAAUCGGUCAUUUAGCGAUGUUGAGAAGACCGAUAAACUUUUCUUGAUGGGCACGACCCUGGCUACUUAUUCUGCAUAUAGGCUAGUUAAGCGCGCUCUUGAGUUGCGCAAGCCGGUUCUCAUGUUGAACGUUGGUCCCACGCGCGCUGAUGAUCUCCCUGGCGUCGAAAAAAUCGAGAUAGCAAGCGGACUCGUCAUGCGGGAUGUAGUAAAGAAUGUCCUUGGUUUCCGAGCAAUAGAGGAUCCCAACAUCAAUUACCUACUUAGAUCAGGCGUUUCUCUGCCGCCAACCAAUUAGCUUAUGUAUUGCUUUUUCAAGGGCGAGCGGCGCACCCGCCAGUUAAAUACUAUCACUAGUUGGCGGGAAAUUACAAACAGCCGGUAUGUAGUUCGUAGUAAUUGUUGAUAAAUGAGAGGACGAUAUCCGACAUCGAAAUAUAUAUUACUAAUUAGAUGUGUAGUAGCGUUAGAAGUCACUUGCAACGAUAGCAAAAGUAAAACAAAAU
Coniophora puteana RWD-64-598 SS2 is the source of this 1286-nucleotide messenger RNA. RefSeq names its product DHS-like NAD/FAD-binding domain-containing protein. The transcript has 12 exons. The coding region runs from base 32 to 1078 and encodes 348 amino acids. Lineage: Eukaryota; Fungi; Basidiomycota; Agaricomycetes; Boletales; Coniophoraceae. Gene Ontology annotation, molecular function: NAD+ binding. The record is from RefSeq and is a predicted model, not a curated record.